AUGGAGGGCGGUGACCUAGCAGUGAAGAUCCUUUCAACCUGGCUGACUUUGGUGCUCGUCCUCAUCCUCUUGCCAUCGGCUUUCGGGGUGUCUUUGGGUAUCUCCGAGCUCUACAUGAAAAUCCUGGUGAAAACUUUAGAGUGGGCCACGUUACGAAUUGAAAAAGGAGUCCAAAAGGAAUCAGUUCUUAAAAACUCAGCUUCUGGUGGUAUUAUCCAAAGAGAUGAGUCUCCCAUGGAAAAAGGGCUGUCCGGAAGGGACUUUGAGCUCUCCGAUGCAUUUUAUUUCUCCAAGAAGGGGUUGGAAGCCAUUGUGGAAGAUGAAGUGACUCAGAGGUUCUCCUCAGAGGAGCUAGUGUCAUGGAAUCUCCUCACAAGGACCAAUGUAAAUUUUCAGUACAUCAGUCUGAGGCUCACCAUGGUGUGGGUGUUGGGAGUCAUAGUACGCUACUGUGUUCUACUGCCUCUAAGGGUUACCUUGGCUUUCAUUGGGAUUAGUUUACUUGUUAUAGGAACUACGCUGGUUGGGCAACUGCCAGACAACAGUCUCAAAACCUGGUUAAGUGAAUUGGUCCACCUGACCUGCUGCCGGAUCUGUGUGCGAGCCCUUUCGGGUACCAUUCAUUACCAUAACAAGCAAUACAGACCCCAGAAGGGAGGCAUUUGUGUUGCCAACCAUACCUCUCCAAUAGAUGUUUUGAUCUUGACAACAGAUGGAUGUUAUGCUAUGGUUGGUCAAGUGCAUGGUGGACUGAUGGGAAUUAUACAGAGAGCGAUGGUCAAGGCUUGCCCACAUGUCUGGUUUGAACGUUCAGAAAUGAAAGAUAGACACCAAGUUACUAAGAGACUAAAGGAACAUAUUGCUGAUAAGAAGAAAUUACCAAUAUUAAUCUUUCCUGAAGGAACUUGCAUCAACAAUACUUCAGUCAUGAUGUUUAAAAAGGGAAGUUUUGAAAUUGGAGGAACCAUCUAUCCAGUUGCAAUAAAGUAUAACCCUCAGUUUGGUGAUGCCUUUUGGAACAGUAGUAAAUACAACAUGGUGAGCUAUCUGCUUCGAAUGAUGACCAGCUGGGCUAUUGUGUGCGAUGUGUGGUACAUGCCCCCGAUGAUCCGAGAGGAAGGGGAAGAUGCAGUCCAGUUUGCUAAUAGGGUUAAGUCUGCAAUUGCCAUACAAGGAGGAUUGACGGAGCUUUCUUGGGAUGGAGGGCUGAAGAGAGCAAAGGUGAAGGACACCUUUAAGGAAGAGCAGCAGAAGAAUUACAGCAAGAUGAUUGUGGGCAAUGGAUCUCUCAACUCCCAAUUGGACUGA
Molecule: messenger RNA, 1308 nt
Organism: Chrysochloris asiatica (Cape golden mole)
Lineage: Eukaryota; Metazoa; Chordata; Mammalia; Afrosoricida; Chrysochloridae
Gene: AGPAT9
Product: 1-acylglycerol-3-phosphate O-acyltransferase 9
Exons: 12
Coding region: 1-1308 (435 amino acids)
Biological process (GO): triglyceride biosynthetic process
Cellular component (GO): endoplasmic reticulum
Molecular function (GO): glycerol-3-phosphate O-acyltransferase activity
Source: RefSeq, a predicted model, not a curated record